CACUAAUAGAGAUAGAGCUCAUUAGAGUUCUUCUGAUUUGCUUUCUGGCUGGCUUCAGCACUGGUAAGACUGACUAUUCAAUUUCCUUACAUUGCUGCAUGUCGAUUAUAGAUUUCCUUACAUUGCUGCAUGUUUCAUAAAGCACAAUAUUCAGUGAGUGUGGAGAGACCAUGUCCAAUGGAAACAGUCACUUUCACCUGCACUGCUGCUGGAGAUUCCUUGGUAUGGGUACUGUCAGAUGUAACUCACACAAUCACUAUCCGCUCCACCUCUGGUCUCAAUGUACCCAAUGUUGUAUCAGGUUACACUGUGACACUGAUUGCAUUCAACGACACUACAUUAACAUCUACUCUGUCAAGAACAGCAGAGAAUGGGAUCACUGUGUCUUUAACAACUAUAGGAUCUUCAACGAUCCUAUUGGUGGAUCCACCAGGACCCCUGUCCACCAUCAGACACUCCAUUCUGAGUAGCUCAGCCUUUGGAGUUAGUGUAUCUGUACAGUGGGACUCUCCUAUUGAGACUGGUGGUAGAGAUGACCUCACCUACAUAGUGACCAUAUCACCUCUGGCCCAGCUCUCUGCUACUGUCCUCACAUCCACCUCUGCCACUGUGACUGCUCAAUACAAUGUGGACUACACUGUCAGUGUUGUGGCUACCAACUGUGCUGGAAACAGUACAACUGCUGACUACAACUUCAGAGUAGGCAGCUGUCCUGUGCUGACCAACCCCAUAAAUGUAGCCUUUGGACCAACCACCAGCAGAUUACCAGGAUCAACAGUAAUCAUCCAGUGUGAUGCUGGGUAUGUGUCUGCUGUUACAAUGGUGACAUGUGAGGGCAGUACACUGAUGUGGAGUCCAGACCCUGACACUAUUGAGUGUACAUUACUAACCACACCUACUCUCACAACUCCUCCUCCAAUAAACUGCACGGCUCCACUAUCCCCACCACUUGAACCACCUACAGCUGCUCCAUGUAAUUGUGAUUGUAAUUGCGCCAGCCUAUCUGAUGGCAGUCGAUUUGAUGCAGCUGUCUCCAUCAGUGUGGUUGUCACGGCAAUUGUAUUCACGAUAAUAGGAUUAUUUGUGGGACUCUUGAUAAUGAAUUUGUUCGUGCAUAAAAAGAAUGUGUACUCCCCGUCACCUAAAGAGCAAGCUAAUGUAGGACCCACUGCACCAGCUGGUCCUGUUUAUGAGGAGGUGUCACCUAAAGAGGAGAUUGAACUGAACACUAACCAGGCGUACGGACCAGUGAGACUGUGAAACUUAUGGUAAUUUUCAUCAACAGUUAAUGUACAUGUAAACAAUUAAUAUAUAGCACUACAUCCGUUCAACUAUACUUAAGUAAGCAAUAACGUUGUUCAUUAAAAAGCCACUAAACAUGUUUUGUAUGAAGUUAUAUAACUAGAGCACUAAAGUGCAAACCCUCGGCUGGUGACAUGAUUAUAAAGAAACCAAAUAAAAAGUAUGCAGUGCAUG
Molecule: messenger RNA, 1476 nt
Organism: Halichondria panicea
Lineage: Eukaryota; Metazoa; Porifera; Demospongiae; Suberitida; Halichondriidae
Product: mucin-2-like
Exons: 4
Coding region: 130-1260 (376 amino acids)
Molecular function (GO): protein binding
Source: RefSeq, a predicted model, not a curated record